UCCCAUCAGUGUGUGCGAGGCUGGUGUCGGGAGAGGACACGCCAGGGCGGAGUGGUCGGGCAGUGUAGCCAACAUCCCGUGCCGCCUUGGCCCCUCAUAGUGUAUAGUGCUGUCCCUCCACGCCGCCAGGAGUACCCUACAGACGUGUGUGGGACGCUGUGCUGACGAGGAUGUAACGAACCAGAAGCAUCAGCGGUGUUUUAAAAGCGGCCCUAUCCCACCACCGCGCCAGAAGGAGGUGGUGGUGGUGGUGGUGGAGCUCGCUGGCCGCGGGAUGGCCACGCCGCGCCCCGCACACUGCCAGGUGACGGCAGCAGUUGUGGCCCUACGGUUACCUAACUGAGCGACUUGGAGGUUUUUGCAGUGGUGUCCCUCCGAGUGACGACUGGCAACAACGGCGAACUGAAACGACAAGUAAACGUCUCCCAAACGAUUGAUUUGUGUACCUGAAGUGACUCACAAGGACAAACUUCUUAGGUUGUGUCUGAGGAAGUGAAAAAUUAGAACUCUUUGUUUCUGCCAGGUGAGAAUCUAAGUGUUGCUGGAAAUUAUAUUGAACUCUUGAAGAUAUGUGCUCCUGAUUGGUCAUGUCCAGACAAUUGUGAACAGUGAACAUCCAGUGGUCAAGCGUCAGUUCCAAGCAAGCACGUAUCAAUUGAGGUCAGUGCAGCGCCAUAGGCAAAGUGCGCUACGAGGCGGUCCCCUGCCCUAGCCGCCCCCAUCAUUGCCCUUCUCCUCCUCCUAUAUGCAAGCUCCAGCAGCCGGCCAACGCUCCUCCACUCCGAAGGCGAGACCGGGUUUCUAUGUCCUUUUCCGUGGGCCCCGGUCCGUCGUAUGCAACCGCGGGGGCUUGGACACCUGACCAGGACUCUGUGGUGUCUGGCUUCACCGACGCCAGCCUCUACGCCUCCCUGCAGCGGCACCCUCAGUACUCGCAGCAGUCCCAGUACCAGUACCAUCAGCAGCAACAGCAGCAGCAGCAGCAGUACCAGCAUCAACAAGCCAGACAAAAGGCUUCAUUUGUCUCCCUCAGGAACGUCAAUGCUCGACCACUCCACAAGAGAGGAAGGCGGGUCAGUGAGAUGACGGCAGGAGCGGGUGGCGACGGCGGCAUGGGAGGGGAAGUGAUCGAGGUGCAGAUCCUCCCGCAGGAUGACAACUGGGGGGACAACACCACCGCUAUCACCGGCAACACCUCAGUCCGCUCUGAGUCCUUCCAGGAUGUGACCAUCAUUGGCCGCGACCAGGAGACAGGCGUCACCUUCACCUGCCAGCGGUAUGCCGGGUCAGCCCUCUGUGCGCUGGUGGCCUUGUUUGCCUUCCUCAGCCCCAUUGCUAUGGUGCUGAUCCCUCGCCUCAAUGUGAUUCAGCUGAAGAGUGAGCACCUCAAGUGUGACUCUGAGUGUGAUGGUCUCCUCAUCAGCUUCUCUUUCAAGCUCCUCAUCCUCCUCCUGGGAUCCUGGGCACUCUUCUUCAGACAGCCCAAAGCCACCAUGCCCAGAAUCUUCAUCUUCCGGGCACUGGUGACGAUGCUCAUAUUUGUGUUCACCUUCUCCUACUGGUUAUUCUAUGUGGUUCGCAUCCUGGAGAACAGAGAUGAGGUGCGGUAUCGUUCCAUUGUGUAUUUUGCGGUGAGUCUUGUGGAUGCACUGCUCUUUAUCCAGUACCUGGCUGUGAUCCUCCUGGAGCUGCGUCACCUCACACCUCAGUACAUGGUGAAGGUCCUACGCUCUCCAGAUGGAGAGAGCAGAUGGUACAACAUUGGGCAGCUUAGUGUACAGAGAGCCGCUGCCUGGGUGCUGGAGAAGUAUUACCAAGACUUUACUAUCUACAACCCCUACCUGGACCGUGUUCCUUCCAAGAAGAAGCCUCAUCCCUCCAACUCAUCCUUCAAAUACUAUGAUGUGGAUGGCAAUGAGGAGAAUCCCGAGAGCCACACUCGGGCAAUGCUCACAGCCAGUGCCCGGCGGAGGGACUCGGCCCACAAUGAGAGAUUCUACGAGGAGCACGAGUACGAGCGGCGGGUGAGGAAACGUAAAGCCAGACUCAUCACAGCUGCAGAGGAAGCAUUCACCCAUAUCAAGCGCAUGCACGAUGACCAAGGUCAGAGUACACCCAUGAACCCCCACGAGGCAGCCCAAUCCAUCUUCCCCUCUUUAGCUCGAGCUUUGCAGAAAUACCUGCGCAUCACCCGCCAGCAGCCACGCCACACCAUGGAUUCCAUCCUGAGCCACCUGGCUAUCUGCCUUGCUCAUGACAUGAGUCCCCGCGCCUUCUUAGAAAAGUACCUUGUCUCUUCACCUGUCAUGCAGAAUGACAAGGAGCAUCGAGGGGUGCAGUCCUGGGGCUUGGUGUGUGACCAGUUGCUAUCACGCCCCAUCAACGGUGGCACCAUUUUCCAGCUGAGACAAGCUGAUGUUUGUCUCCUGUGCAGCAUCUCCCAUAUACCCCACUUCUCAAUAGCAGAAGAGAUCAUCCAUCCAAAGAGCAAUAAGUUUGUGCUGCGGCUAAACUCAGAGACCAGUGUUUAGGAAAAUGUGUGUGAGUGUGAGAGUGAGUGAGUGUGUGGUAUGAAGUGAAAUCUUGGGUCCCAAAUACAAUGUCAUAUUUUGGCUCAAAAUUGAAUUUGCAAUUGCUAUGAUGACAAAAAUCUUUUAUUAUUCACUCUGACUGUUAUGUGUGUAGUUACCAUAUGUAGUGAGUUAUGCCAAAGUACUCAGAUGGUUUAAACUUUACCUGAGUAGAUGCAACCAGACAUGAGCACUGCUGUAAGAGCGCUGUGUGAAUCAUUUAGAGUGGGUGGAUGGCGUGAGAAUCUACAAAUGAUGUGAAAUUUUAGUUACCUUCUUAUGUGCAAAAUUAUUGGAGUACAGCACAACUUUCUUAGUGCACACACUGAAGAUGUUAAGCUGAUGGGUGUGUUGAAGGGUGCUGGGACUCCCUGCUGCAUAGAGGAGUGGACAGUGCAUGGAGCCUUAGUGCUGGCUACGGCUGUGUUCAAGUGAUCAGUGUUGCCUCAGUAAACUAAACCUCUUUUCAUAUUUAAAUAGUGCAUAUAUACAUACCGUACCUUGUGUACUUCAUAUGUAGUGUCACGUCUUUUGUAAGUCAGACUCCCAGUAUUGUCCUGAGGCUGGGCAGUGGUUUUUGACUCUGACCUUAUUAAUGCUUAAGCUCAAAGUGUACAUUUAGGUACUGAGAUGAGAGCGGAAAGUAAGUUCACCACUUUCUAGUCGUUUUCAGUGGGGAUUUGUGUUGUGUGUCAAGUACUUUGUGUUGUCAGUGUAAAAAGGGUUGUAUAGGGAGUUGUAAAAGGCCUUAAUAGUAGAAUUGUUAUGAUAUAUGACUAUAUAAGUUAUCUCAAUGUGUCUUAAAUCAGCUGCUUUCACUCACUGGAGCAGUCAUUCAGGGCCUGUCACCAUUACCACCACCACCACCACCACCAUCUUCAUGGCUUCACUUGCUCUGCUAUUGGUGGUUCGGAUUUGCAAUUUUACAACUGCUAAUCUUCAUAUUCUUGAACAUGUUACUUUCGUCCUGCCUCUCCCCACCACCACCACCACCACCACCAUGACCCCUUCUUUAAUGUCCCUCAGUCUGUGUCAGUGAUCUCAGUGUGUUGUGGUGGAGUGGUGUGUCUUCUGCCCAGCCUGCCCUCAGAAUGCCCAAUGUGAAAAGUAACUAGCAAAUUAAAAAGUGAUGUAAUAACUUAUUUUUAACUGAAUGUAUCUUUCAGAUUCUAAGUUGGAUUUGUUAUAUAUAAUUUUUUGGUCAGUUUUCUGUCUUUGUGGAUAGCCUUGAGUCACAACUUGUAAAGAUGAAGUAUUGUAACAAAAAUUAAGCAUGACAUUUGAUACACUAAGGAAUUGAUCACAAGCAAGACAAUAAAGGCAUUAAACAUAUAUAGGAGUGGCAGGGAAUUGAGCUAAGAGGACUCAUGAAAUACAGGACACUAGCAGUCAAAGCAAAGCAAGCAGCAAGAUCAUGCAGCACUGGUUUGAGUGAUGAGGGAACACUGCUUAUCCCACCAAGGAACUGUUGUGAGCUGUAUAUUGAGAAACUUACGACUGAGCCCAUCAAGGCCUAAGACUAGUUUUAACUUCUUAACUAUAUUAUGUUUCCUCUUCAUUUAUGUAAUUCUUUCUGUGUUUGUAAUCAGUAAAUGUCUCAUUAAGGUUUGUUUUAGCUGUAUGUGUUUCCUCAGUUCUCUUCAGUAGCAUUCCCUUCAGAGAUGACAGAUCCUCAUGAGGGAAAGCCAUAUAUACAUUUCUUCAUUUUCUCAUUUGUCAUACACUUCAUUGAUCCACACCAUCUACCAACCACUGUAAUAAUUUUUAUUCUUACUUGCCUUGAGAGGGAUUUGAAGCCAGGAGUCAAGUUAUCAAGGAGUGGUUAGGACUGAAGCCUUGAUAGGACAUCCAAAGUAUAUGAUUUUAUGUGUCAAGCUCAAGUUUAGGUUUUUCAGUUGUAAUUGUCCCAUUUCUACAGGAAUGUCUAAUUAUUUCAGAUGUUAAGAAAAGUAAUAAUUUCAAAUGGAUUACUUGUACAAUGAAUCCUGGAAUAAAUAGUGGUUCAGAAAUUGUAAAAACAAAGUUGAAAGUGUUUAUUUUUAUGUAUGGUAAGUUUAUUUCCUGUUUCGGUAAUGAUGCAUGUGACUAAGAACUUGAGAACUAUACAUUAUUCACUCACCCAGCUAUGUAUAAUGAAAGAUUUUGUAUGAGAGUGCAAUAACCUUAUUUGUGCCCAGCCAAAGGAUUUUCUGUCAUGUAUAUAAGUGUACAUAUUAAUGUUAUUAUUUUUUUAGCUUAAAUAUUAGGUUGCUAUUUAUUUUUAGUUAUGUAUUUGUACAAGGAAGCUGUCACCACCGAGACUUGCUGAGCUGGUCCCACACUGCUGGCCACUCAGCGGUCCUGGUCUGAGAGUGGGAAAAUACAUCACGGUCAGUCCUGGAAGAAAAAUACUCAGAGAAUCAUGUGUUUCAACUCAAGAAAUCUAUCAGAAUGUAGAAUUGUACUUAUAAGUAUACCUAAUCUCAUUUGUAAGAAAUGAAUCCUGGAAGAAAAUACUCGAAACAUCUCAUAUUUACUAAAAAAAGUUGUUAUGUAAGUGUACUUGUAAGUGUAACUCUCCAGUGUAAGAAGUAAUAUAUAACCAGAGUUCUAUGUCUUUGUGUGUCAAUGACGUGCCCAAAUGUGUGGUGUUACCCACUCCCCGUGUCACCCAGCUCAUGCCGUCAAGUGGCACUUGUCUUGCCCCUACCAAACUAAGUUCUCAGACACCAAGAAAUGUAAUUAGAGAGUGAAGUUGUGCCAGCCCAGUAUAGAUCAGCUGGUGUGUGCCACUCAAGGGCUUGCCAUAUGUUUACUGCAGUCAUGAGUUGUCAUGGUGAAGGACUGGUGGUGGGCAGGACCUGCUGGGAGGGGAUGGCAUGUACCUUCAAAGAUUGGAGAGGGAAUACUUAACCCAAUUCUUGAAAAGCAAAGCAGAUAUUAUAAUUCUAACUGGUUGUUAUAUGAAUAUUUAUUUUAACUUCAAAUACACUACCAUAAGCCUCAGUGUUUACUCAGAGCAGUUAAUAAGUUCUUAGGAUAGCAUUUUCAUUGUACAAAUUAAUGUUAUGUAUGUUUUGCAUUCCCACUGAGGCAGAAACAGUGGCUCCCUCCCUCCCCAGCCCAGCCACCAGGCAGCCAUGCCAACAACACCUUCUCAUUGGUUGAUUUGUGGUCUUCUUGGUCAUAUCAAGUUGUAAAAUAGAAUAGUACAUGCUGUUUAUAAUCAAUAAUAAAAGGACUGCCCAUA
Molecule: messenger RNA, 5799 nt
Organism: Portunus trituberculatus (swimming crab)
Lineage: Eukaryota; Metazoa; Arthropoda; Malacostraca; Decapoda; Portunidae
Gene: Vang
Product: vang-like protein 1
Exons: 11
Coding region: 804-2531 (575 amino acids)
Biological process (GO): establishment of planar polarity; Wnt signaling pathway, planar cell polarity pathway; multicellular organism development
Cellular component (GO): plasma membrane
Source: RefSeq, a predicted model, not a curated record